Messenger RNA from Polyodon spathula (Mississippi paddlefish), 2839 nucleotides. Its product is annotated as chloride channel protein ClC-Kb-like. Gene Ontology annotation, molecular function: voltage-gated chloride channel activity. Lineage: Eukaryota; Metazoa; Chordata; Actinopteri; Acipenseriformes; Polyodontidae. Gene Ontology annotation, cellular component: membrane. Bases 411 to 2498 code for a protein of 695 amino acids. The record is from RefSeq and is a predicted model, not a curated record. The transcript is spliced from 20 exons. Gene Ontology annotation, biological process: transmembrane transport; chloride transport.
UUUCUUGUGCAAAAUCGCCAUUUCCUUCUGAGGUAGUGUGCACAUACACAAAUACACUGAAAGAAUAGCAGGAAGUUCUUUAUUAAUUGACUAUAAACUUCUCGCUGCUUUCUUCCAAACACAUUAGAAAGGUAAGAAGGCAGUUCAAGCCGGCUUUUCAAGGACAGCCCUGGGGGAGUGGAUUAGGCAGUAGUCUUUGGAGGUGAAGCAGUAAGAGUGAUUAUGAAAAAAGUCCUGACAAACUUCAUAAGGACAGAUUGGAUCUUGUGGUCAUCUUUAAAGAUCGGGCAGCUUUGAGGUCCUGUCCUCCCCGUUUGGAGAAGGUGGACUGAGGGACAUCAGUCGGGACACGAUCAGAGCGCAGGAUCCUCUCCAGCUCCCAGUGUUCCAGGUUUCUGCUUCAGAAGACGAUGGCUGCGAUCAUGACCAGGGAGGGGGGUGAGAACAAUCCCGAAACAGAACAGGUUCUCCUGCUGGAGAAGAACCUCUGGAAGCCCUGGCCACGCACUCGCACCAAGGUCAAAGGCUGCCUGGGCUACGUGAAGCGGGUCCUGUUUGUAGUCGGGGACGAUUGGAUCUUCCUCUUCGCUUUAGGGGUGAUCAUGGCACUCAUCAGCUUCACAAUCGACUUCACGGUCAACAAGAUGCUCACUGCCCACUGGUGGCUCUUCCAUGAGCUUGGAGACAACAUGCUGCUUAAAUUCUUGUCCUGGUCGGUCUAUCCUAUCGCCCUGACUGCCUUCUCCACCGGCUUUGCACAGAGUGUGUGCCCAGAGUCUGCAGGCUCAGGAGUCCCAGAGGUGAAGACCAUCCUGACAGGAGUGGUGCUGGAGGAGUAUUUGACCAUUAAGAACUUUGGGGUCAAGGUGGUGGGGAUGACCUGCACCCUGGCUGCAGGGAGUCCCAUCUUCCUGGGCAAAGUGGGUCCGUUCGUCCAUCUGUCCUGCAUGAUCGCGGCCUACCUGGGUAGAAUGCGAGCAUCUGCGACCAACGAGUAUGAGAAUAAAAAUAAGCAGUAUGAGAUGCUGGUAGCAGGUGCAGCUGUCGCGGUGUCUAGCUGCUUUGGAGCUCCAGUAAGCGGGGUUUUGUUCAGUGUGGAGGUGGUGUCAUCUCACUUUGCUGUCAGGCAUUACUGGAGGGGAUUCUUUGCGGCUACCUGCGGGGCCUGCAUGUUCCGACUCCUUGCAGUCUUUAACAGCGAGCAAGUGACUAUCCUCGCUCCCUUUAAGACCAGCUUCGAUAUUGACUUCCCCUUCGAUCUCCCCGAGAUGAUCUUUUUCAUAAUUCUUGGGGCGGUCUGUGGGGUGAUGAGCUGUGCCUACCUCUUCUGCCAGCGCUGGCUGCUCGGGUACACUCGACGCAAUUCAAUCAUUGUCAAGCUGAUGGCUACAGAGAAGGCUGUGUACUCUGGACUGGUGGCCCUGUUGCUCUCCUCCAUCACCUUCCCUUAUGGUCUGGGACAGUUCAUGGCGUCCAGGCUCACCAUGAAAGAACUCCUCUACUCCUUAUUUGACAAUAACACCUGGAUCGUCCUGUCCCAGAAUGCCUCACUCUCACGGCCCCAUGUCGUGGACCCCCAAAACCUGUGGCUAGAGUGGUGGGACCCCACGUUCACUUUCUAUGGAACUAUUACGUUCUUCUUGGUCAUGAAGUUCUGGAUGCUUGUUCUGGCCACCACAAUGCCAAUGCCCGCCGGCUACUUCAUGCCAGUCUUUCUUUAUGGAGCAGCGAUUGGCCGAUUGUUCGGGGAGGUGGUAGCCUACUUUUUUCCGAAUGGAAUCUGGACUGAUGGUGUCCUUAACUUUAUAAUUCCUGGAGGAUAUGCUGUGGCAGGUGCGGCUGCCUUCUCAGGUGCUGUGACCCACACUCUGUCCACGGCUCUGCUAGCUUUGGAGAUGACUGGUCAACUCUCUCACAUCCUGCCUGUGCUGCUGUCUGUACUGGUGUCUAAUGCCAUCGCCCAGCACUAUCAGCCCUCCUUCUACGACGGGACCAUCAUGGUCAAGAAGCUUCCCUACAUACCCCGCUUCUGGGGCUCCCAAAAAGGAUCCUGCAUGGUGACCACUAAUCAGUAUAUGAACCGUAACCUGGCCCCGGUGGUAAAGAGCUGGGGGUUCAGGGAUAUCCUCAAUGCACUGACCUCCAGCGCAGACACUGAGUUUCCUGUAGUGGAGAGUGAAGGGUCCAUGGUGCUCCUGGGUUCCGUAGCCCGGUCUGAAUUACUCUACUUCCUGCAAAGCUACACAGGGCAGGACACUGUUGUGGAGGGGACCCCCAGCUCGGGAUUGGAGAAGAACGUGGGGGAAGUGUGUUCCAUCCAGCCCAUCACUUUUCAGCUUUCAGCACAGACCUCCCUCUAUCAGGCACAUGAACUGUUCGAGCUCCUGAACACGCAGCUCAUGUUCGUCACCGAUGGAGGGAAGCUGGUGGGGUUCGUCACCCGAACAGAGCUGAGGAAGGCGAUUGAAGACCUGGCUUUGGGAAAAACCCCUGCAUAGAUAUGACAAGCAGGCAGGCAGGCAGGCAGGCAUGUAGGCAGGCAGGCAGAUAGACAGACACACAGACAGGCAGGCAGGCAGACAGACAGACACUCAGCAAAGGAGUCAACUAAACAGUUAUACAGUUCAGUUCAGACAGCAUGUCACAUGUAUAUUACUAGUAGAGUUGAAACUAAACCUAUAGUAUUGCUUCCAACUCUAUAUUAAGAUCUCUAGAUACAAGAUUGUAUUGAAAUCAGUUUGAAAAGGGGUAUUCAUUAGUUAGACUUUGUUUAUUGGAAUUAAUAAUUACUUAGCAGAAACUAAUAAGAAUCUAUUUUUUCUACCCUGUAUAUUCCAUU